Messenger RNA from Lactuca saligna, 639 nucleotides. Lineage: Eukaryota; Viridiplantae; Streptophyta; Magnoliopsida; Asterales; Asteraceae. The record is from the annotation of a GenBank genome assembly.
AUGGAUCAUCACAUACAACAGACAUACUUACUAUUUAUACUUACUAUUUAUGGUCUAGGUGGGAUCGGGAAGACAUCUUUAGCCAAACAUGUCUAUGGGCUAUAUGCUCAUGAAUUCCACACAAGCAGUUGUAUUGUAGAUAUUAGUAGGAUAUGUGAUGGAAAUUUUAAUGAGUUGCUUGAUUUACAAGAACAACCGUAUAGUGACAUUUCAAAAACAAGACCGAUUAAAUUUCAUGAUGUUUCAGUAUACACCGCAAAGAUAGAGAAUGCCCUAUCCCGUAAAAGAAUUCUUCUAGUUCUUGAUGAUAUCAGUACUCUUGUUCAGUUGGAUGCAUUACUUGGUAGCAAAGGCUUUCAUUCUAGAAGAAAAAUUAUAAUUACAACAAAGGACAGUUGGUUGACUGAGAGUUGUUCUUUAUUUGAAACAAACAUUAAACCCAGUCAUGAAAGGCAUUUACUUCAAGGUUUAAGAAAUAUUGCAUCACAACAACUUUUGUGUUCCCAUGCAUUCAUGUGCAACCAACCCAAAGCGGGAUAUGGAGAGGUGUCUGAUAAGCUUGUUAAGUAUUGUGAAGGACAUCCAUUGGCUCUCGAAGUUUUGGGCAAGUCUCUACAUAAUCGAGAUCUAGCUUAUUAG